AUGUCUCUACCCCGUUCAAAUGAUACAGAAUUUCAAGCAAGCGCAGAUACUUCAACUUCGAAAAAGGCGCCUAAUAGCGAUGAUGUUAUUGUAGUUAAUGAUGAAGAAGAAAAUCUCAAUGAUGAAGAAAAUAAUGAUGAAGAAGUAAAUAAUGAUGAAGAUAAUGCCCAUUACACUAAAAAGAAAAGAAAGAAGACAUCAACUUCUUGGGUUCAUUUUCGCACAAUAACUAAUGCUGAUCAAAAUGAAGUCCGUCAAUGUUCUUCAUCAGUGGUGAACAACUGGAAGUUUAGCAAUGCGAGGAUGAGGGAGGUUAUUUCUCAUAUGAUCAUGGUGCAUGAAUUGUCAUUUAAUUUUGUUGAGUAUGAGUUGUUCAAUGUGAUGAUGGAGGAAGCCAAUCCGGAAUUUGAGAAGAUCUCUCGUGCAUCAGUUCAACAAGAUUGUGUUUCUAGUUACAAACUUGGAAAGAAAAGAAUUCAAAAAAUGUUGAAUACUGUUAAUCGUGUGAGCAUCACAACUGACAUGUGGACAUCCGUUCAAAAUAUCCAUUACAUGGUAGUUACAUGCCACUUUGUAGACUCGGAUUUUGAUAUUCACAAAUGCAUAUUGAGUUUUGUAGAUAUGCCUCCGCCAUAUUCUGGAGUUCAUAUCUAUGAUUGCUUAUUCAAGUGUUUAAAAGAUUGGAAUAUUGAGAUGAAGGUGGCUACUUUGACUGUGGACAAUGCUAAAACUAAUGAUGUGGUGGCUAGAAAGUUGAUGGAUAAUUUAAAUCUACAAAAAAGACUUCGUCUUGAUGGAAAGUUGUUUCAUGUGCGAUGUUGUGCGCAUAUUCUUAACUUGUUGGUUCAAGAUGGUCUAUCGGAAAUUCAAGAUAUAAUUCACAAUGUUCGUGAGAGUGUGAAACAUGUGGGUGCUUCUCUGGGGCGAUUACAUCUCUUUAGUGAGCUCACUAAACAAUUACAAUUGAAAAAAACAUCUUAUCUUGGAUGUUCUGAGUAUCCAACUUCUAAUUUAUUUCUCAUUGAGUUAUACAUUAUAAAGAAUGCAUUGGAUACUGUAGCUUUCGAGGAGAAUGAUUGCAUGCGAUCUAUGGCAUGUAAAAUGAAAGAAAAAUUUGACAAAUACUGGGGCUCUACUAAUCUGUUGAUUUCUCUGGGUGCUGUUAUGGAUCCAAGAUAUAAAAUGGAACUAAUUAAAAUAUCUUUCAAGACAAUUUAUUCUCUGGAGGAGGCUAAAGAAGAAGUACAAGUUGUUAAUGACAUUUUAGAGGAUUUGUUUAAUGAGUAUAUUGAGGCACAUAAGGAAUCGAAUGUUGUUCAAACUGGUGGUGCAACUACUGGGAGUGGAAGCAAGAUCAGAGCUGUUCUUCUAAGAGUUCAUCAUGCUUCAUGA
Messenger RNA from Helianthus annuus (common sunflower), 1392 nucleotides. RefSeq names its product zinc finger BED domain-containing protein RICESLEEPER 3-like. Gene Ontology annotation, molecular function: DNA binding. Bases 1 to 1392 code for a protein of 463 amino acids. Lineage: Eukaryota; Viridiplantae; Streptophyta; Magnoliopsida; Asterales; Asteraceae. The transcript has 3 exons. The record is from RefSeq and is a predicted model, not a curated record.